Odobenus rosmarus divergens (Pacific walrus) is the source of this 3521-nucleotide messenger RNA. It is a transcript of the gene UBE3C, whose product is annotated as ubiquitin protein ligase E3C. Gene Ontology annotation, molecular function: protein binding; ubiquitin protein ligase activity. The transcript is spliced from 23 exons. The coding region runs from base 3 to 3257 and encodes 1084 amino acids. NCBI's taxonomy places the organism in Eukaryota, Metazoa, Chordata, Mammalia, Carnivora, Odobenidae. Gene Ontology annotation, biological process: protein polyubiquitination; ubiquitin-dependent protein catabolic process. The record is from RefSeq and is a predicted model, not a curated record.
AGAUGUUUAGUUUUGAAGGGGAUUUCAAAACGAGGCCCAAGGUGUCCCUCGGAGGCGCCAGUAGGAAGGAAGAAAAGGCUUCUCUUUUACAUCGUACUCAGGAAGAAAGAAGAAAGAGAGAGGAGGAAAGACGAAGAUUGAAAAAUGCAAUAAUUAUACAGUCAUUUAUACGAGGCUACAGAGACCGGAAACAGCAACACGCCGUCCAGAGAAGCGCGUUCGAUCGCUGCGCCGCCGCCUCUCAGUCGGGGGGUACUUUCUGCAUUGCCAGUGGGCCCAACCUUACCCUUCUGGUGAGGCAGCUUCUGUUUUUCUACAAGCAGAACGAAGACUCAAAACGCCUGAUAUGGAUGUAUCAGAACUUAAUUAAACACAGCUCCCUGUUUGUCCAGCAGUUGGAUGGAUCUGAGCGACUUACAUGUUUAUUUCAAAUAAAGAGGUUGAUGAGCCUCUGUUGCAGGUUAUUGCAAAACUGUAAUGAUGACAGUUUGAAUGUUGCACUUCCAAUGAGGAUGCUUGAGGUGUUUUCAUCUGAGAAUACUUAUUUGCCUGUUUUACAAGACGCUAGCUAUGUGGUGUCCAUCAUUGAACAGAUUUUGCACUACAUGAUUCAGAAUGGGUAUUAUAGAUCUCUCUAUUUGUUAAUUAACAGCAAGCUUCCAUCAAGUAUUGAAUAUUCUGAUUUAUCUCGAGUUCCUAUAGCAAACAUUUUGCUAGAGAAUGUUCUGAAACCAUUGCACUUUACUUACAACUCCUGUCCAGAAGGUGCAAGGCAGCAAGUUUUUAGCGCCUUCACUGAGGAGUUGUUGGCAGCACCUUUUACAGAUCAGAUUUUUCAUUUCAUCAUUCCAGCCUUAGCGGAUGCACACACUGUUUUCCCUUACGAGCCCUUCCUGAGUGCACUGUUGUUACUGGAGAGCAGGUGCUCCAAGACAAGCAGUGGGGCACCAUGGCUCUUCUUCUUUGUCUUAACUGUUGGCGAGCAUUACCUGGGGACCCUCUCUGAGGAAGGACUGCUGGUGUAUUUAAGGGUACUCCAGACCUUUCUCUCUCAGCUACCAGUUUCACCUGCCGGCACGAGCUGUCAAGAUUCGGCCAGUGACUCGGAAGAUGAGGGUGAAGCGGCAGACAAGCAGCCGAGCGCUCCGGAGGAUGGUAGGCUCUCAGUACCAUACAUAACAGAGGAGUGUCUGAAGAAGUUGGACACGAAGCAGCAGACCAACACCCUGUUAAACCUGGUGUGGAGGGACUCAGCCAGCGAGGAGGCCUUUACUCUGAUGGCAUCAAUCGGCCACACGCUUAUGGUGCAGCAUCGGAUGGUGGUGCCCAAAGUCAGGCUUCUCUACAGUUUAGCCUUUAAUGCCAGGUUUCUGAGACAUCUUUGGUUUCUCAUCUCUUCUAUGACAACACGGAUGAUCACAGGGUCUAUGGUGCCGCUGCUCCAGGUGAUCUCUAGGGGUUCUCCGAUGUCUUUGGAAGACUCCAGUCGGAUCAUCCCUCUCUUCUACCUGUUUAGCUCUCUGUUCAGUCACUCGCUAAUUUCCAUACAUGACAAUGAAUUCUUUGGAGAUCCCAUAGAAGUUGUAGGUCAAAGACAAUCAUCAAUGAUGCCUUUUACUCUAGAAGAGCUGAUAAUGUUGUCUCGUUGCCUUCGAGACGCCUGCCUAGGGAUCAUCAAGUUGGCUUAUCCAGAAACAAAACCAGAAGUUCGAGAAGAAUAUAUUACAGCAUUUCAAAGUAUUGGAGUUACAACUAAUUCUGAAAUGCAACAAUGUAUACAGAUGGAACAGAAACGAUGGAUUCAGUUAUUUAAGGUGAUCACCAAUCUAGUGAAAAUGCUGAAGGCCAGAGACACAAGGAGAAAUUUCUGUCCUUCGAACCACUGGCUGUCCGAACAAGAAGAUAUUAAAGCAGAUAAGGUCACCCAGCUCUAUGUCCCAGCUUCCAGACACGUGUGGAGGUUCCGGCGGAUGGGGAGAAUCGGCCCCCUGCAGUCGAGCCUGGACGUGGGUUUGGAGUCCCCGCCUCUGUCUGUGUCCGAGGAGAGACAGCUGGCCAUCCUGACAGAGCUGCCCUUCGUGGUUCCAUUCGAGGAGCGAGUCAAGAUCUUUCAGAGGUUGAUUUAUGCAGAUAAGCAAGAAGUUCAAGGAGAUGGUCCAUUUCUGGAUGGAAUUAAUGUCACAAUAAGAAGAAAUUAUAUUUACGAAGAUGCUUAUGACAAACUUUCCCCAGAAAAUGAGCCUGAUUUGAAAAAGCGGAUCCGUGUGCACUUACUCAAUGCCCAUGGCCUGGACGAAGCUGGCAUCGACGGUGGUGGGAUUUUCAGAGAGUUUCUGAAUGAGCUGCUCAAGUCAGGAUUUAACCCCAACCAGGGGUUCUUCAAGACCACUAAUGAGGGGCUCCUGUACCCCAGCCCAGCCGCUCAGAUGCUCGUGGGAGAUUCCUUUGCCAGACACUACUACUUCCUGGGCAGGAUGCUUGGAAAGGCUCUCUAUGAAAAUAUGCUGGUAGAAUUGCCCUUUGCUGGCUUCUUCCUGUCCAAAUUGCUUGGAACCAGCGCAGACGUGGACAUCCAUCAUCUCGCCUCGUUAGAUCCCGAAGUGUAUAAGAAUCUGCUUUUUCUCAAGAGCUACGAAGGCGACGUGGAGGAACUUGGGCUGAACUUCACUGUGGUGAACAAUGACCUGGGAGAGGCACAGGUGGUCGAACUAAAAUUUGGUGGGAAAGACAUCCCUGUCACCAGUGCCAACAGGAUUGCGUAUAUCCACCUUGUCGCCGACUACAGGCUGAACAGGCAAAUCCGUCAGCACUGUCUGGCCUUCAGACAGGGCCUGGCCAACGUGGUGAACCUGGAGUGGCUGCGAAUGUUUGAUCAGCAGGAGAUCCAGGUAUUAAUUUCUGGUGCACAAGUUCCCAUAAGUCUAGAGGACCUAAAAUCCUUUACAAACUAUUCAGGAGGCUAUUCCGCCGACCAUCCUGUAAUCAAAGUCUUUUGGAGAGUUGUGGAAGGAUUCACCGAUGAAGAAAAGCGCAAGCUGCUCAAGUUCGUAACGAGCUGCUCCCGACCCCCUCUCUUGGGGUUUAAGGAGCUGUACCCUGCGUUCUGCAUUCACAACGGAGGCUCUGACCUCGAGCGGCUCCCCACGGCCAGCACCUGCAUGAAUCUGCUGAAGCUCCCCGAGUUCUAUGACGAGACACUUCUGCGAAGUAAGCUUCUCUACGCUAUCGAAUGUGCUGCCGGCUUUGAGCUGAGCUGAGCCGAGACGGGGACUGACCCUCCGCAGAGGAGAUGCCCAGGCCUGUGGCUGCACCGUGGGCAGUUCCCCCGGCCGCCAAGGGCGCUGGGGCCAGACUCCUGCAGCUCUCCUGCCCCUCCCCCGUCCCUUAUGCCCCGUCCUCCAUUUUCUAGAUGGUCCGUUAAGUCAUGGUCACUCACUUAGAUGGACACUGCUUUUCCAAUAACUUAGAGUAACCAAUGUUAUGUGCCAUGUGGCUACUUUAGUAACUUUGCCAAGAAGAGC